Molecule: messenger RNA, 339 nt
Organism: Puccinia triticina
Lineage: Eukaryota; Fungi; Basidiomycota; Pucciniomycetes; Pucciniales; Pucciniaceae
Exons: 2
Coding region: 1-339 (112 amino acids)
Source: RefSeq, a predicted model, not a curated record
AUGUUUAAUCUACUCUCAGUCUCAGAAACCACAGCGGCCGUGAAACAAGCAGCGGGGAUAGAUACGGAAGGAGAGGGGACGCAGGAGCAAGGAGCAUCAGGAGGACCCAAGCAGUCUCAAGAUGAAGACGAGAUACAAGGGCCGAUUGAACAGCCGAUCCCACCAUCAAAGACCCCGGCGGCAAAGAAACAAAAGAAGGUGACUGUACCAAAAGGGCCGACGAGGAAGAUCGCGACUCGCUCUACGUCGCAAGCACCGGAGGAGGUUGAAGAGGAAUCCAGGCUCACGGGUCCAGCUGCAGGCGAAGCUAGAGGGAGAGACACCCUCCCAAACCGCUAA